This is a messenger RNA of Drosophila teissieri, 881 nucleotides long. RefSeq lists its product as uncharacterized. NCBI's taxonomy places the organism in Eukaryota, Metazoa, Arthropoda, Insecta, Diptera, Drosophilidae. The record is from RefSeq and is a predicted model, not a curated record.
ACGCUAAGUUGACGUAUUCACAGUUGUCUUUAAAAAAACUUUAAAAUUAAAAAAUAUAAAUUAUGCUCAAUGUAACCCUUUACCAGCAAUCCUUUACCUUGAAGGAUGGCUCAAUGCAUCUUUACUGCCCAGUGAUAGCAUACACCCAUCUCAAAUUGCUUUGCGAUGAAGUCUAUAGGGCUGACCUCUAUAUGAAAUACAAGGACGGGCUAACUUCCGUAAGAUCUUCUACUACGACCAGGAUAAUCCUCUUUGUGAGCUUCAACGACCAUCCAGUGCAAAGGUGUAACAGCACGAUCCAGCUGGACGAUGAACUCGACUUCUUUUGUGGUGUCAGUAAAUCGCCUUUGGUAGUGUUUGGCAUCCAGUUUUUCUGCCACAAGAACCUAAUGAGCUACGUGGAUGCUUACGAGUGCACCAAUUCAGGAGCUCUGCGCUUCUUCAAUUUGGAGUGGAAGGGAGAGGAUACAAUCCAUUAUGCUGCCAAAUUGAAGUACAAAAACGGUUUUGCUACGGGAAUACCUGGUUUUGAAACCGGGCUGGCCUGCCUGGUAUGCGUCUUGCUUCAAAGAUUAGAACGGCUGUCAUCCAAUAAUUUCGAAAUUCAAGUAAACUAUCAGUUGAAGCAAAAUGCGGUUGUGCUCCAUGUUCGUACUCCUCUACAUAGUUCCUAGGCUGGAGAAUGCCAAGAAUGGAUGCAACUCUACACAAGUGUUGGGAAUGAAAGGAUCCUCAGCUCCACUAGCCACGCAAUCAUCUAUCUCCCAAGGACGACAGAAUAAAGAGCUGUUUCGCACACUGUUCAAAAUUUGUCCCAAGUGAAUUUGUGCCCAUAUCUGUUCAUACAAUUUGGGAAAUAUAAUAAAUAUUCCAUUUGCGAC